UCAGAAGAAAAUGGAACGAACAGAAGCCUUCAACAAAGCUAGAGCACAAGCAGAAGCAGGAACACUUGACGAUGCUUUUCAAACAAUAGAACAAUACACCGCAGAAGAUGGUAUCGAAUAUUCACUUUCUGAAAUGCAAACCGUUAAUAUUAUUGUUUGUGAAAAAUUAACUAGUUGCUCAUUUGAAGAAAAGAAAGAUGCCUGCCUAGCGUGCUUGCCGUUGCUAGAAGGCUGUAAAUUAGUAAAAUCUGCAGAAUGGCUGGAAUUGUAUUUAGACGCAGUUUACGACGUGUUCAGCAAACUCAGUCGAUAUGCUCGAGAUGAAGAACGGAGUGAAGCCUGGAAUAGAGUGAAGGAAAUUUACUAUGAAGUCACGUUGGCUGCCAGAAAAGUGUGGAAGGAGAAGAAUCUGCCAGGAGGGCUUGAGGUUUAUGUCAGUUAUGCGAAACUUGUGAAGAGCUAUUUAGAUGUGGCGGAUGAGGAUUCAUUUAAGAUUUGCGAAUCAUACGCCAAAGAAGCCAAAUUCGCUGGCAAAGGUACACUGGAAGAUGAAGACUACAGAGAUACCAAAAAAGCCAUUGACACUAUCAAUAAAAUGAUAACCGAUGCAAAACACGAGAAAGAACUUAUUGAUGAUGAUGAAGAUUAAACGGUUUUUCAUAUAUUUUUUUCGAUUUUUUUUGCAUUUCCGAUUCACCCCCGUGUAAUUAAGUUUUGGUUCUCCGAUUUUUUUUUUCAAUUUUCUUAUAAACUUUUUCUUUGCCUAUAAACAUUUAAUUUUUCAAAU
Molecule: messenger RNA, 787 nt
Organism: Caenorhabditis elegans
Lineage: Eukaryota; Metazoa; Nematoda; Chromadorea; Rhabditida; Rhabditidae
Gene: F33C8.4
Product: DUF7758 domain-containing protein
Exons: 5
Coding region: 11-649 (212 amino acids)
Source: RefSeq, marked reviewed